UCCCCCAAUUAGACACAAAAUGUUUUUGAUUUUGAACAAAAUAAAGAUGAAAGCUUAAGUCUUUUGCCCUAACAUUAAUUUUGUUUUUCUUUUCUUUUAUCUCCCGCUCUCACUUUUUUCUCUCUCAAAAACCGACCACUCUCACUACCACUUACUCAACUCAAAGAUUUCACCUUUUUGUUUUGUUUUAAUUUAUCUGUCUGCAACUGAAAUCAGAUUACUUUUUAAUUUUCUUUUUUGGGUUCGCUUUCAUGAUUCUCCAUUUUUAGGGUUUAUGAGCUCUUGAAAGUUCAAGAAUCUGAAUUCAAGAGCAGAAUUGAAGUGGAUUUCCAGUUAUAAUUAGGAGAAUCAGACAGCAUCUUUUCUUGUCCCGGAAGAUUUGUUGCUAUUUGCUACUACAUUUGGAUCUUGUAACCUUUAUAAGGGUGUUAUCGGACAGCUCCCUUUGCAGAUUGAUUCUCAACUUGCCCGACGGACUUAAUAGAGACGGACUGUUGAGUUGUAACUUUGCCGAAGAGGAGUUGGUAUUCUGCUUUUCCUUUUGUCAGAAUCCGACUGAAGCAGCUGAUAUCCAUUUUCAAGAAAUUUGGAGAAAGAAAGAGGAUUGUACUCCUCUUGAAUGAGAAAGGGGGAUCCUGCUUAUGGCACAAUGAGUGGAAGUGGCCGAAGACGCAGUUCUAAGUGGGAUUUGCAAGAAGAAUCUCGUAGUCCGCCUGAUAGUGUGCAUGAAAAGGGACGGUCUGGAAAAGCAGGUCUACCUUUCCGUGACAAAGAUUUGCAACGUGACUGGAUCUCUCCCGAAGGAGCUGGCGGCAAUCGUGCCAAAUGGUCUGACCUGGAACCUUUACCUGGAAGAAGAGGCUCUCAUAGGGAUGAUUACAUUAAUGAAGACCACAGAAGAAGUUCAAAAGCAAUGACCUCGUGGGAGGAAGAAGAAAGUUAUGGGACAAGAAUGUCUCCUGGUCUUGAUGAUUGGAGACAGCAGACACAUCACAACUCUCCUAGAAAUGAAUGGAAAAGAUCUAGAAGAAGCAGAAGCCCGAGCCAAAGUCGGAGCAGGAGUAGAAGUCCAGACCGUGGGUUUGGGCGAGAACCAGGACUUUAUGAAAGAAGCAGAAGCAGAUCAGGUGUACCAUCUCAAAUAUGUAAAGAUUUUGCUUCUGGGAGAUGUAGGAGGGGUAAUCACUGUCAAUUUCUUCACCAAGGUACACAGGCUUAUGAGGAUGAAUGGGAAAGACAUAGAAAACCUGCAACUUCAAAAUAUCCCGCCGCCCAUGAUUCUAGAGAGUACCCAGCCGGGAGUGGAAGGCCUACUGAUUGUUGCAGUGACUUUCUUAAAGGAAGCUGUAGGAGAGGUGCAUCUUGCAGGUUUCCCCAUGACAGUGCCUCCCAUACGCCAACCGGUAGGGGGUCUUCCAUUGAGUUAACUAGAGAAAGAAAUAAUGACAGAAGGCAUAGAGAUGCAUCUCCAGAGAGACAUGGUGACCGUGAAAUUCGCCGACCAGCUGAGAUUCCCUGCAGAUUUUUUGCUGCAGGUAAUUGUAGGAAUGGAAAAUUUUGCAGGUUUUCUCAUCAGGCUCAGUCUCAAGCUCAUGCAAGUCCUGAGAGAUUUCGGGAUAGUAGAUUUCCACAUAAUGAUGAGAUGGGAAAAGAGUGGAAUGCUCCAAAAUGGAAUGCUACAAGUACUUCAGAUGCUGGGAAGUUGGAUAAUGAUAAAAUUGGAACUAUGGGUGCUCCUGAUCAAAGGGGCACGUCAUGGUCUGCUGAUGAUAGAUGGGAUCGUUUGGUGGAAAAUAAGACACUUGGUGAAUCAUUAAUUGAUCAUAAAAUGGCUGUGUCUGAGAAAAAGGAGACUUCACGGUGCAAGACGGAGAAUGCCACUGAUAGCAUGCUUGGUUCACAGCAAAGAGCUGAUGAGAAUUUGCUCGUUGAUAUGGACAUGUCCCCUGAUUGGAAUUACAAAGUCCGACCUGCCAACCAUAUUGAUAAAAAAGAGAGUGCUUCUUUAAUCAGUUCUGAUCCCGAUUUAAUUCGAGAAGCUUCAGGUCAGGUGCAUAAUAAUAGUGCAGUUAUACCAUCACUGAUAAAUGAAAUAUUUGCCAAACCACCCGACUACAGUUUAAGAGAUUUCAAUACCGUUGCUCCACGACAUGAUGACAAGAGUCCAACUGGGAAAACUGUCAAUUCUAAUGGUGGUAUCUUUUCCAAUACCAUGUCAGCACCUAGCUUCAAUCAGAGCAGCUUGAAUUUAAGUGUUUUACCUCAUUCAGGUGUAAAUAUGGGUGGACACACUCAAGUAUCAAUCCUGACAUCAGGAGAAAGAGGUAUUAUAAAUCCUCAAUGUCAAACACUGCUUCCGGAAGGAAAGACGAUCAAUAAGCUGGAUGUUGGGGAAGCAAAUGCAUUCCAAGUGAAUUCUGGAGUUCCGAUUUCGCAGACCAUGGUAAGCAAUGAGCAACUCACACAGCUUACAAACAUCUCAGCCUCUUUAGCUCAGUUACUUGCAACCGGACAGCAGCUUCCACAACUUUACGCUGCUCAUACUUCUCAUCCCCAUAAUGGUACAGAAAUGCCAUCAUUUGCAAACUCUGAGGGUCUGGUGAAAUCAGAUUCUGUAUUUGACAUGCAACCAAAUGAAACUGUGGGGAAGCAGAAGCAGUAUGAUCCUAUAUGUGACAGCGUUGAACUUGAGAAGCAUGGUGUCAACAAUAACAAUCCCACAGGUCUGUUGCCUAACCUCACUGUAGAGAACAAUGUUGCAGAUGGGAAGUUGAAAAUUUCAUCUAAAAGCUUAUCGCCUCCAUUUGUUGCGGCUGCGCCAAACCACAAUUUAUUAUGCAGUUUGAAGGAACCUAGCGAGACUGCUAACAAAUUAAAUGAGGUGGAAUCAGGUGCAAUAUCCAAAGAAACCAAGGAAAACAAUAGAGUGGUGACUGAGGAGAGCGGGAAAGUAGAGGACAGGACUGGACAAGAGAAUGAUAAUCCAGAGAACACUGAUGGAGAUGAAAAAAAUGAUGAGGGCAAAAAAGGCAAAGAUGCUAAGGGGAUUCGAACGUUUAAAUUUGCACUUGUGGAGUUUGUGAAGGAUCUUUUGAAACCCGCAUGGAAGGAAGGUCAAAUGGGCAAGGAUGUAUACAAAAACAUAGUGAAGAAAGUAGUAGACAAAGUUACGAGCACAAUGCAGGGAGCUAGUAUUCCUCAAACGCAAGAGAAAAUUCAGCAGUAUCUUUCAUUUUCAAAGCCAAAGCUGACCAAACUUGUACAGGCUUAUGUGGAGAAACUUCAGAAGGAUAAAUGAAACAAGGAACCUCUAGUCUUUCGUAAUAUUUCCAUGUUAAAUAGUAAAGCUCAUACUAUUUCUUGUGAAUUUAUUAUGAUGAUGCAUCACCUAGACUCUAGAGCAACAGUUUUUCUUGUUCGUGUUUGAGUUAGAAUCAAGAUUUGGUAACCUUUCGACUCCAACCUGUAGAUUAACCUUAGCUUUUUGUUUGAAAGUUUAUGUACCGAAACUUCUUUAUUUUUUUUUGAUAUUUUACUGCUGUGCACUAUUUUUACUCUUC
Molecule: messenger RNA, 3560 nt
Organism: Mercurialis annua (annual mercury)
Lineage: Eukaryota; Viridiplantae; Streptophyta; Magnoliopsida; Malpighiales; Euphorbiaceae
Product: zinc finger CCCH domain-containing protein 38
Exons: 6
Coding region: 620-3298 (892 amino acids)
Molecular function (GO): metal ion binding
Source: RefSeq, a predicted model, not a curated record